Messenger RNA from Topomyia yanbarensis, 1086 nucleotides. RefSeq lists its product as uncharacterized. The transcript is spliced from 3 exons. NCBI's taxonomy places the organism in Eukaryota, Metazoa, Arthropoda, Insecta, Diptera, Culicidae. Gene Ontology annotation, molecular function: DNA binding. Gene Ontology annotation, cellular component: nucleus. The record is from RefSeq and is a predicted model, not a curated record. Bases 1 to 1086 code for a protein of 361 amino acids.
AUGAACAAGGGCGUUGUUUACAAAAAGUUCAAAUAUUCGGAUGAACAGCUGCAACUGGCAUUAGUUGCAGUAAAACGUGGCAUGUCAAUCCGGAAAGCUGGAUUGGAAUACGAUAUUCCGUUCACAACAUUGCGGGAUAAAAUACGGAUGAAAUACACGGGAGGUGCGAGACCUGGAAAAUCUCCAGUACUUUCAUAUGACGAAGAACUGCGAAUUGCCGAGUGGGUGCCCCUUAUGGCUCGUGCAGGAUUUCCAGUCACCUUGAAACAGGUGCGUAUUUGUGUUGCACAAUUUCUUAAAAGGAUCAAAAGAGACACUUCGUUCAAUAAUGGAAUCCCUGGACAAAAAUGGGUUGAAUUAUUUUUAAAGCGUCAUCCCGAACUAUUUCGUCGUAAACCGAGUACUUUGGCACGGUACCGAGCAACGAUUCAAGAAGAUCAGAUUAGAGCAUGGUUUGAUGAAGUGCGUAGCUACAUUAGAGAUGAGAAUCUGGAAUAUUUACUGAAGUGUUCGGACAGAAUAUUCAACCUUGAUGAGACGGCGUUUGAGCUAGUGGUUCGAAAACGAAAAUGUCUGUCGACGAAAGAUACCAAGCACCUCUAUUCGGUGUGGGGUAACAACGAUAAGGAAAGUUACACUGCUUUAUUUACGGCAAGUGCCAGUGGCAAGUUACUUCCACCUUUGCUGUUAUUCCCGUACAAAUCCAGACUACCCGGGGAAGUCAUCCGUAGCGCUCAAGCGGAUUGGGGCAUCGGUAAAACCGAUAGUGGUUGGAUGACUGGAAAUGCAUUUUAUGAGUUUUUAAAAAAUAUAUUUCAGCCAUGGCUUGAGCAGGAGAACAUUCCUUUGCCAGUGCUUCUGUUUGUCGAUGGUCAUAAGAGCCAUGCAACGCUUUUAAGUACCGAAUUUUGUAAGAAAUUCAAUAUUAUUCUAGUUUGUCUGUUUCCAAAUUCUACGCAUUUAACUCAACCAUUAGACGUGAGUUUUUUCGGACCUUUGAAAAAACGUUGGGAGGAUCAACUGUUGGAUUUUCGUCAAAACACGGAAUGCGGACAAUCGCAAGAAGCGAGAUUUGUCCCCUUGUGA